This is a messenger RNA of Cynocephalus volans (Philippine flying lemur), 1515 nucleotides long. RefSeq names its product methyl-CpG binding domain protein 3 (gene MBD3). Gene Ontology annotation, cellular component: nucleus. The coding region runs from base 16 to 891 and encodes 291 amino acids. The record is from RefSeq and is a predicted model, not a curated record. Gene Ontology annotation, molecular function: methyl-CpG binding. Gene Ontology annotation, biological process: DNA methylation-dependent constitutive heterochromatin formation; negative regulation of transcription by RNA polymerase II. NCBI's taxonomy places the organism in Eukaryota, Metazoa, Chordata, Mammalia, Dermoptera, Cynocephalidae. The transcript has 7 exons.
GAGGAGCUGGGCGCGAUGGAGCGGAAGAGGUGGGAGUGUCCGGCGCUCCCGCAGGGCUGGGAGAGGGAAGAAGUGCCCAGAAGGUCGGGGCUGUCGGCCGGCCACAGGGAUGUCUUUUACUAUAGCCCGAGCGGGAAGAAGUUCCGCAGCAAGCCGCAGCUGGCGCGCUAUCUGGGCGGCUCCAUGGACCUGAGCACCUUCGACUUUCGCACGGGCAAGAUGCUGCUGAGCAAGAUGAACAAGAGCCGCCAGCGCGUGCGCUACGACUCCUCCAACCAGGUCAAGGGCAAGCCCGACCUGAACACGGCGCUCCCCGUCAGGCAGACGGCGUCCAUCUUCAAGCAGCCCGUGACCAAGAUCACCAACCACCCCAGCAACAAGGUCAAGAGCGACCCUCAGAAGGCCGUGGACCAGCCCCGGCAGCUCUUCUGGGAGAAGAAGCUGAGUGGCUUGAAUGCCUUCGACAUUGCUGAGGAGCUUGUCAAGACCAUGGACCUCCCCAAGGGCCUGCAAGGGGUGGGGCCGGGCUGCACAGAUGAAACGCUGCUGUCGGCUAUCGCCAGUGCCCUGCACACCAGCACCAUGCCCAUCACAGGGCAGCUCUCGGCCGCCGUGGAGAAGAACCCAGGCGUGUGGCUGAACACGGCGCAGCCCCUGUGCAAGGCCUUCAUGGUGACCGAUGAGGACAUCAGGAAGCAGGAGGAGCUGGUGCAGCAGGUGCGAAAGCGGUUGGAGGAGGCGCUGAUGGCAGACAUGCUGGCCCACGUGGAGGAGCUGGCCCGCGACGGUGAGGCGCCGCUGGACAAGGCCUGUGCCGAGGACGACGACGAUGAGGACGAAGAGGACGAGGAGGAGGAGCCUGACCAGGACCAGGAAAUGGAGCAUGUCUAAGUGGUCUUGCCGAGAGCCCAGUACGACGGGGCCACCAGCUCACCUGUGUACGAGCCGCCUAUAGACUCGGCCCUCGGCCAUGCUUGGGACCAGGCUUGGUGGCCAGGCCCAGCAGGAAGGCAGGCAGCUCCUCCUCGCUCCUUCCCAGGCGUGUCCCCUCCUCCCCUGGGCCUCAAGGGGCAUGGCUGGAGGAUGGCCCCCACCCGAAGGACCCUCUGCUCCUCGCUGAAGGGCCCGGGUUCCAGGAGUGCCAGUUGCUCUUGGGCCCUGCUUGGCAGGAGGCCCCUCCUGGGCUGUGGCUCCACACAUGGAUUUGGGCCCAGGCGGUGCCCCCCGACCUUGCAGCCAGUUGCCUCCCUGUGGCCACUCUCUGACCUCCUGGAGACAGGAGAGCGCCAAGGAGCCAGGGGCCGCCUGUGAGGUCUUUACAAUUGCUGUGUUUCCACGAGGCUGGAGACGUAUUUUUGAAACACAAUCUUGCCCCUCACCUGUGUGGUGUGAGGGACGUUAUUCUGGGGCCAGAAUGUCAGCCCUCCUGAAGCGGCGCAGGACGGCCCCGAGUGAGUGCUUCCGAACGGCUCACUCAGGAUGUCCCUGUCCUUCAAUAAACCCGUGACACAAACA